UCUUGAUCUCUCUUCCCAAGUAAGCUACACUGAUAUCCAAAAUCAGAGCACUUACACUUAAAGUGGUUUAUCCACAAAAAUGGCGGUUACCUCAACUUCAUCCAUUCCUUCACUACUUUUUCAACCAAAAUCCAACUCACCUAAACUCUCUCUCUACUCUUCCUUCACUACCCCUAAAUCCAAUUUCUUCGCAUUUACUUCCCGCCAAACUCUCAUCAAUGCAAGGUUUGUUAAUAAUAUUAGGUACCCCAUUACUUUGCUUAAAGCUCAAGCUUCCUCUUUCAAUGGCCAAAAACAGCCUAUGCUUCCUCCUUACAAUGUUCUCAUCACCGGCUCUUCCAAAGGGAUAGGGUAUGCACUAGCUAAAGAGUUUUUGAAAGCAGGUGACAAUGUCAUUAUUUGUUCAAGGACAGGUGAACGAGUAGAAUCGGCAGUUCAGAGCUUAAGAGAAGAAUUUGGGGAUCUGCGUGUGUGGGGUACCAAGUGCGAUGUGAGGGAUGGGCAAGAUGUGAAGAAUUUAGUUGCAUUUGCACAGGAAAAACUAAAAUACAUUGAUAUAUGGAUUAAUAAUGCAGGAUCUAAUGCAUAUAGCUAUAAGCCUUUGGCAGAAGCAUCAGAUGAGGAUCUGAUUGAGGUGGUCAACACAAAUACCCUAGGCUUGAUGCUCUGUUGUCGAGAGGCUAUGAAGAUGAUGUUGAACCAACCUAGAGGCGGUCAUAUAUUCAAUAUUGAUGGUGCUGGUUCUGAUGGAAGACCAACCCCAAGAUUUGCUGCAUAUGGAGCAACCAAGCGCAGUGUGGUGCAUCUGACUAAAUCGUUACAGGCUGAAUUGCAAAUGCAGGAUGUGAAAAAUGUGGUGGUACAUAACUUGUCGCCUGGAAUGGUCACAACUGAUCUUCUGAUGUCGGGUGCUACAACAAAGCAGGCAAAGUUUUUCAUAAAUGUUCUUGCAGAACCUGCAGAAGUUGUGGCAGAGUACCUUGUCCCUAACAUUAGAUCAAUUGCUGGCAAUGGAUCAACAAAACCAACAUACAUACGGUUUUUAACUGGGGUGAAAGCCUACUCACAGAUCUUCUCAAGAAUUUUCUUUGGUGCCAGGAGGAAUAGAUAUGUGCUUGAAGAUUGAAAAGUUUGCAGCUCAAAUUUUUAGUAUAUUAUUAAGUUUCUUCCCUAUUAUUUUGCCCAUUUUUUAACUAUAUGGAAUAUGGGAAGCGGUUAUAUAAAAUCUAUAUUGAUUUAUCACCAAAAUAUAUAUUGUACCAUUUGUAGACUCUGGGAGCUCGAGAAGGAAGCUAUCUUUAUAGAAAAUACCGUCCCCUCAUCUCUCUCUCUGUAGUCAUCAAUAAUCACUAAAUAUCUAUUAACUAUUAUUAAAAUAAAACGUUGCUGACAUCAUCCUUUCUACAAAUUGUACACAUGUUACUCUGACAUAAUUUUUUUCCGCCAAUUUGCUAUGAUGAUGUCAUUAGUUUUUAUUUUAUUAUUUUUUUGCUUUACUUUUGUUUUUUUUUAUCUAAUAAACCUUUCAUAUGCUUUAUCCUUUGUCCCUUUCGAGUCCUUUUUUUUUUUUACAAGUAUGUUAAUGUUUCGAUGUUUAAAAGUGUUCUAUGUGAAUUUUUUUUGCUUAUUGUAUAUUUUACAAGUAAUAUGCUACAAUAGAAAUUACUUACUAUGUAUACAACAAAUUAUUUGAGUAGAAAACUUUCUUUCUCCGUAUUAUAAACAAAUCUCACAAUGUGUUUGUUUAAAAUCGUGCAUCGCACGGGAUCUAAACUAGUAUACUCACUAAAACACUCUAAUAAUGACA
Messenger RNA from Chenopodium quinoa (quinoa), 1807 nucleotides. Its product is annotated as chlorophyll(ide) b reductase NOL, chloroplastic-like. The transcript is spliced from 13 exons. Gene Ontology annotation, molecular function: oxidoreductase activity. Bases 80 to 1126 code for a protein of 348 amino acids. NCBI's taxonomy places the organism in Eukaryota, Viridiplantae, Streptophyta, Magnoliopsida, Caryophyllales, Amaranthaceae. The record is from RefSeq and is a predicted model, not a curated record.